This is a messenger RNA of Recurvomyces mirabilis, 636 nucleotides long. RefSeq lists its product as uncharacterized. Gene Ontology annotation, molecular function: acyltransferase activity, transferring groups other than amino-acyl groups. The transcript has 2 exons. Bases 1 to 636 code for a protein of 211 amino acids. The record is from RefSeq and is a predicted model, not a curated record. Lineage: Eukaryota; Fungi; Ascomycota; Dothideomycetes; Mycosphaerellales; Teratosphaeriaceae.
AUGGACGCCGUCGAACAAGGCACGGCCGCAGAGGCUAAAGGUCGAACCGUCGUCGAGUUAUCAGAGCGCAUUUGUGUUCGAGAAUGGCGACAUACUGACGCCGCUUCUGGCUCUCACCAUGGCGGCAACAUCAAGGUCUGGAACAAUCUCCGUAAUCGAAUGCCGCACCCAUAUACAGAAGCGAACGCCGCAGGAUGGAUAAACUUCUGCCAUGACACUGUCAAUCAUCGCGGAUCAGGUACUUGGAGUCCAGAAACCGGCUCCCAAGGUCCCAAGAUACCGACAGGCUACGCAAUCGCCAUCAAUGGAGAAGCAGUCGGUAGCAUUGGCCUCAAUUUCGCAGAUGAGAAAGACGUCUAUCUCCACCAAGCCGAGCUGGGCUACUGGCUAGGAGAAGAGCACUGGGGUCAGGGCGUGAUGUCCAAAGCUGUGCCUGCCUUCGUGCACUGGGCAUUCAAGACCUUCGGAAUCCUGUUCAGAAUUAAUGGCUCGACGAGUGAGAACAAUGUGGCCAGUGCUAAACUCUUGAAGAAAGCUGGAUUCGAGUAUGAAGGCAGACGGCCGAAUUUCAUCACGAAGAAUGGUGUUACUACUGCGGAGCUGAUAUGGGGUGUGCUGAGGCCAGAGAACGACUAG